AUGAAACAGUAUUUUCUCCGUCCUACAUUAAAACUGCUUGAGCGAAAAUGCUCCGUAACCUCUAAUGGCCUGAUUCAAAUAAUAAAUCAACAUAAUUAUUCUAAUGCUACUAUCGAAGAAAAUGAAGCUGUUAAAUUCAAGCGUUUUGCUAAUUACUGGUGGGAUCCUAGUGGAGACCUUAAACCGUUGCAUACAAUGAAUCGUUUACGUGUACCAUUUAUUCAAAAUGGUCUCUCUCCUUCAACUAUAGAGCCGAUAACUGGUUCAGUUUUUUUACCGUUAAAAGACAAAAAGAUAUUAGAUGUUGGCUGUGGUGGUGGUAUUCUAACAGAGCCCCUUUCUAUGCUAGGUGCACAGGUUUUGGGCAUAGACCAAGUUGAAGAGAGUAUAAAUUCAGCUAAAGAACAUGUUGAAGCAACUUCAUAUCGUUGGGUAACUCAUUCAAACUUACAGAAACCUGUUUAUCGGUUGGCUAGUUUACAGACAAUCGCUCAAGAAUCUCCGUGUCAUUUUGAUGCAGUUGUAGCAUCUGAAGUGUUAGAACAUGUAACAGAUUGGGAAGGCAUGUUAAAAAGCAUAACUGAUUGCUUAAAAUUAGGAGGGAUGCUAUUUGUGACGACAAUAAAUCAUACCACAACAUCAUUACUACUUGGUAUUGUUGCUGCCGAAUACAUAGUCGGCAUUGUUCCACGCGGUACUCAUGAAUGGAAUAAAUUCAUUGAACCAAGUCGACUACAGUUCGCUUGUAUUAAACAUGGCUUACAACCACGUCAAGUUAUUGGUAUGCAGUAUAAUCCAUUAACUUGUCGAUGGUCUUGGCGUUCAAAUUUAUCAGUAAAUUAUGCACUGAGUGCAAUGAAAGUUGCAGGUCAAAAGUUAUUGAUAUCAAUAACUUGUGCAGCCUAA
This is a messenger RNA of Heterobilharzia americana, 906 nucleotides long. The record is from the annotation of a GenBank genome assembly. NCBI's taxonomy places the organism in Eukaryota, Metazoa, Platyhelminthes, Trematoda, Strigeidida, Schistosomatidae.